AUGACAGAGGUGGGCAUGGCUGCUGAGACUAAAGAUAUCUACCGGAAAAGCAGUUGGGACCCUUGGCAGGAGUGGACGGACGAGGAGAUCGGAGUCGCUGGAAGACCAUCUCAAGCUUCAGCCAAAUACGCGCUCAUUGUCCGUCGUGAGAAGGAACAUGGUGAAAUUGAUGAAUCAGUUCUCUCCCUGCAUUCUAUCACAGUGCAGAGUCCACUGCUCAAAAAGAUUCUCGGUCCGGUUUUCAAGGGUUACAAGGGUAUCAACACCAACCUCAAGAAGCUCGAAUUCCAUGCGCCUUUUCGAGAGUUUUUCUAUAGAUGGGAGGAAUUUAAUCAAGCAGACCCAAGGAAAGAUUCAACCGAAGCCUCUGAGGAGUGUUUGCAUUACAAGCUUCUGGCAGAUAUCAUUCAUGCCGAGAUCAAGCCGCGUAUCGAACAAGCCACGGAUCUUCUCGAUAAUGGCGUUAUAUCGUUUGAUUAUGUGUGGACACUUUUUGAGCCUGACGUCGAAGUCUACACUAAGAUCGAAGGUCGUGAUAGGCUGUUUAAGUUGCUCACUGGUAAUUAUUCCAAGACACCAGAAGGAACGGUGGCAUACGUGCUCAGCGUGCGGUUUAUCGACACCGAUGGAGAUACCUUCGGGUACACAGAAACAAGCUUGACCAUAUUACCUUUUGAGAACGUCAUGCCAAUCUUGGAGCUAGCGGUUAUUCCGGCACGUCUGUGCCCCGAUUUUGAUCAAGUCAGGGAACGACUCGUCCAGCGUGGUCGACUAUUUGAGAGCUUGCAAGGGAUCAACCACAAGAUGUAUUCUGGAUUAUUCGAUGUUGAGCUUGUCAAAGACGUGAUAUGGAGCUCGACUGCCUUUGAUCAACUAGUGCUGCCGCAUGAUUACAAACGAAUUAUCCAGGCAUUUGUUGGUGCUCAGAUGUCUGGCUUAGACAACUUUGAUGAUGUGAUCAAAGGAAAAGGACGGGGAAUAAUCAUGCUUCUGAGCGGAGAGCCAGGAACUGGGAAAACCCUUACAGCAGAAUCUGUUUCCGAGAUCAUGCAAAGGCCACUUUACAAUAUGAGUGCUGCCGAAUUGGGUGAUGUUGCACAAGAAGUUGAGCAGAAGCUAGACUGUGCUCUCGAGCUCUCAACGAGAUGGGGAGCAGUCCUCCUGCUUGACGAGUGCGAUGUCUUUCUUGAAUGUCGAACUACCUCGGAUAUCAAACGAAACAAACUCGUCUCGAUUUUCCUCCGACUUCUCGAAUACUUUGAGGGUGUCAUGUUUCUGACGACCAACCGAGUCUCGGCGUUUGAUCCGGCCUUUGAGUCUCGAAUUCAUCUCACUAUUCACUAUCCCAAUCUGGAUUAUACGAGUAGACUACACAUCUGGAAGAAAUUUGUGAAUAGUAGCAACGAUGGGAGUAGUCUUUCCAAAGGUGAGCUGGACGAGCUAGCUGGUGUCGAGCUUAAUGGGAGGCAGAUAAAGAAUGUGGUCAAGACGGCAAGACUCCUUGCAACGCAUGAGAAGACUCAACUGGCUAUGGGUCAUAUCAGCACGGUUCUGAGGAUCAAGAAAGGGCUAGCAGGAGGGUCGUGGUGA
This is a messenger RNA of Fusarium musae, 1590 nucleotides long. RefSeq lists its product as uncharacterized. The transcript is spliced from 4 exons. The record is from RefSeq and is a predicted model, not a curated record. Lineage: Eukaryota; Fungi; Ascomycota; Sordariomycetes; Hypocreales; Nectriaceae. Gene Ontology annotation, molecular function: ATP binding; ATP hydrolysis activity. Bases 1 to 1590 code for a protein of 529 amino acids.